CUCUGCUGGUAGGAACCGAUCACGGGGCACGUGCGUGCAGUGGAUACGCCGGAGCGCUGUGAGUCGUGGACUAAUUGCGGGGCGCUUGCGAGAAUACGAGGAGCAUCUCUGCACGAGAGGGAAUAAAUCUCGUUUUCCUGUCCGUCUCCACACAGACUUCGAUUUAGAGGGCAUCUAUUUGGUGCUAAAAGUGAGAGAACGAUAUCAGGAAAGAUGUUACCGACGACAUUAGGGGGUUAGAGGUGCUGAGGUUCAUCCCAUCACUGCAUAUGGAGUAAAUUCCCACGUCUUCUCUUAUUUUGACUCGGAAUACAGUGAACGGGAGCGCGUCACGAUUAUACGUCUCACAUUCAAGGGAGAAAUCAUUCCAUUAACAAGCAAUUGGAUGAGAGUCAUACUUGCCCUUGGCAACUAAAGAUGACGUUACUAUGGAAACGACUUGUGGUGCUAUCAAUCAUUGGCUGCCUCGCAGCACAUGCAGAAGACACAAAGUUUCUUGGUCCAAGCUGGAAAAAGGAACCCGAAGAUCUGAUACUGCCCAUCCACUCUCCUGAGCAGGAGGCUGUUUUAACCUGUGAGGCAUCGGGAGUCCCUUCCCCUCAGUACAGAUGGUCUCUAAACGGAACGCUCAUUGAUCUUCUUGGUGACGAGAGGCGUCGCCUGUCUGGGGGUAACCUGAUCAUUACCGGCCUGGAUCGGGACCAAGACAGCGGUGUCUACCAAUGCACUGCCUCCAACAACCGGGGAACCAUUCUCAGCCAGAGAGCCACACUACAGUUUGCAUAUCUGGAAAGCUUCAAAACGCAGACAAGAAGUGCUGUGAAUGUGAGGGAAGGCCAAGGGGUUGUUUUGUUAUGUGGCACACCUUUGCAUUCCGGUGAGCUCACAUUCACCUGGGUCUUCAAUGAGUACCCUCACUUCGUCCAGCAAGACAGCCGGCGCUUUGUAUCCCAAGAGACGGGGAAUCUCUACAUAGCUAAAGUGGAAACGUCCGAUGUUGGGAAUUACACCUGCGUGGUUAAUAAUACUAUUACCAAGGAGAGGGUGUUCAGUUCGCCAACACCUUUAGUUCUGAGGAAUGAUGGAGCGAUGGGAGAGUACGAGCCCAAAAUAGAGCUUCAUUUCCCCGACACCAUUCCAGCUGCUAAAGGAUCCAUGCUGAAGCUAGAAUGCUUUGCCUUGGGAAAUCCAGUUCCCAAGAUCAGCUGGAGAAGAACCAGUGACUUUUCGUUCCCAAACAAAGUCAAACUGAAAAAUUCUAACGCCAUUCUGGAGAUUCCAAAUUUUCAACAAGAGGACACAGGGACAUAUGAGUGCAUAGCGGAAAACAGUCGCGGAAAGAAUGCUGCGAGAGGUCGUGUGUCUUUCCAUGCCACACCUCAUUGGCUGCAGACGAUGAUGGACACAUCAUUGUCCAUUGAGGAGAAUCUGUUUUGGGAGUGCAAAGCCAAUGGGAAACCAAAACCUUCAUACAGCUGGCUGAAGAAUGGAGAAACUCUUAUAUCAGAGGGCCGAGUGCAAAUAGAGAACGGCGCUCUCUCCAUCUCCUCGCUAAACCUCUCAGAUGGCGGGAUGUAUCAGUGUGUGGCAGAGAACAAGCACGGCAUCAUUUAUUCCAGCGCCGAACUGAUGGUGCUUGCCUCUGCUCCCAGCUUCUCCCAGAAUCCUUUGAGCCGAAUGCUUAAGGCUCGCUCGGGUAGUGACGUUAGCCUAGAUUGCAGGCCACAUGCUUCGCCCAGAGCCAUUAGCCUGUGGAAAAGAGGGACCGAGAUACUGCAAAGAAGCGAAAGGAUUUCUCUCUUCCCAAAUGGUACUCUUAAGAUUGCCAACGUAACUAAGCGAGAUGGAGGUACUUACACAUGCAUCGCUAAAAAUCAGUUUGGCACAGCUAGCACAACAGGAAGAUUGAUAAUCACAGAGCCCACAAGGAUCAGCCAGGGCCCCAGCAGCACAGAGAUCACAGUGGGUGAGAGUAUCGUGCUGCCCUGCCAGGUGACUGCCGAUCCAGCCUUGGCCGUGGCCUUCUCCUGGGCCUUCAACGGUCAGCCCAUUGAUUUCCAUCAGGACGCCGACCACUUCGAGCGAGUGGGAGGGAGCUUUUCCGGUGAUCUUAUGAUUAGAAACAUCCAGCUUAAUCACGGUGGGAAGUACGUUUGUCUCAUCGAUACAGACGUCGAGAGUUUGUCUGCUGACGUGAUAUUGGUUGUUAAAGGUAGGAACAAAUUUCCCAUUACUGGAGAUGUCAUCCAAGCCAGGACUCCUUUUACUGUCGGCUGGCAAGCUGUCGACACAGUUCCUGAGGUGAUCAAUGGAAACACUCUGACUGCAACCGUGGUGGGUUUGAACGCUUGGGUGGAAUAUGAGUUCAGAGUCCUGGCCAGUAACAGUGUCGGGAUGGGAGAGCCCAGUCCCCCGUCUACCAAGAUCAGAACAGAAGAUGCUAUGCCUGACACGGCUCCCACUGAUGUCGGAGGCGGAGGAGGUACCAAAUCAGAAUUAGUGAUAACAUGGGAGCCUGUUCCAGAGGAGUUGCAGAACGGAGAGGGCUUCGGUUAUAUCAUCGCUUUCCGGCCAGUGGGAAUGGUCACUUGGACCCGAGCCGUGAUCUCGGCACCCAGCGUCACCCGCUACAUUUUCCGAAAUGACACCAUCCCACCGUUCUCACCAUUCAACAUCAAAGUGGGAGCGUUCAACAACCGUGGAGAAGGACCUUUCAGCAGUAUUGCAACAGUGUUCUCUGCAGAGGAAGUGCCGAGCGUAGCGCCAGAGAGAGUGUCAGCAAAAAGUCUGUCGGCGGCCGACAUCGAAGUUACCUGGGAGCCGAUUGCGUCGACCCCUGAAAGAGUUCUCGGAUAUGAGGUGGUGUACUGGGAAGAUGACACCAAGCCGGAUACGGUGGGUAAAGUGCGGAUCACUGGAAACUACACAGCAGUGAAUGUCAGCGGCCUGCAAGGGAACACUCAGUAUUAUCUAGCGGUGUGUGCCUUCAAUACUGCAGGAACUGGCCCCCAGUCUGUACCUGUCAAUGUUACCACCAAAAAAACACGUUUAUUCGAUGUGUGCAUCUGGAAGAUUUACUCAUCCGCAGUGGUGUACUGGGAAGAUGACACCAAGCCGGAUACGGUGGGUAAAGUGCGGAUCACUGGAAACUACACAGCAGUCAAUGUCAGUGGCCUGCAGGGGAACACUCAGUAUUAUCUAGCGGUGUGUGCCUUCAAUACUGCAGGAACUGGCCCCCAGUCUGUACCUGUCAAUGUUACCACCAAAAAAACACGUUUAUUCGAUGUGUGCAUCUGGAAGAUUUACUCAUCCGCAGUGCUGUACAGAAGACACCGGAAUAACGACAUGUACUCCAUCAUCACCAACAAAACCUCGGUUGAGUUGACCCUCAAUCUGAACGACAACUACGUCAUUCAGAUCAAGACCCUCAGUGAAGGAGGCUUGGGGGAAGGAAGCGAGCCCAUCCACAUCCACCAACUCAGCAUGGGUGCCCGUGGAUCCAGAGCAGGAAGGCUGUGCACACUUUCUCUCUCUCCACUGCUCAUUUGCACUCUGUCGACGCUCAGUGCCUCCUGAUGUUCGACUCCCAUGAGCACCAGACCCAACCACUCCAAGAAAAACACACUUUCUGCUCUUUGCUCAUACAAGGCUUAUGUUUCCCAUCGCAAUCUGACCAGAUGGGAUUCCCCAGCUCUGGCAACAUGUAUGGAAGAGCCGGAUAUUGAAAUGUCAUGGGAAUGUUGGGGAAUUCAUCAUUAGUAAACAUGGCAGAGCCCUGCAAGAGAGUCAUUAGGGUUUUGGGGAUGACCUAGAGUACUAUAAAAAAAAACAAAAAAAAAAGCAUCCAGGAUAAAU
Messenger RNA from Sinocyclocheilus anshuiensis, 3855 nucleotides. RefSeq names its product contactin-3-like. Gene Ontology annotation, biological process: brain development; cell-cell adhesion; axon guidance. The transcript is spliced from 25 exons. Gene Ontology annotation, cellular component: axon; plasma membrane. Lineage: Eukaryota; Metazoa; Chordata; Actinopteri; Cypriniformes; Cyprinidae. The record is from RefSeq and is a predicted model, not a curated record. The coding region runs from base 418 to 3576 and encodes 1052 amino acids. Gene Ontology annotation, molecular function: cell-cell adhesion mediator activity.